Meriones unguiculatus (Mongolian gerbil) is the source of this 3340-nucleotide messenger RNA. RefSeq names its product malic enzyme 1 (gene Me1). Gene Ontology annotation, biological process: malate metabolic process; pyruvate metabolic process. NCBI's taxonomy places the organism in Eukaryota, Metazoa, Chordata, Mammalia, Rodentia, Muridae. Gene Ontology annotation, cellular component: mitochondrion. The transcript has 14 exons. The record is from RefSeq and is a predicted model, not a curated record. Gene Ontology annotation, molecular function: malate dehydrogenase (decarboxylating) (NADP+) activity; malate dehydrogenase (decarboxylating) (NAD+) activity; NAD binding. Bases 164 to 1882 code for a protein of 572 amino acids.
CAGCGCUUCUCGCGGGCCGCCCGGCCGCGGGCCGCGGCUAGGCGCGGGCCCCUCCCGCCUCGCCACCCCCUCUCGCCACCCACGCCCGCCCCCGGCCGCGGGGCCUUCCCUCGCGCGGCCGCCGCUCGCCGCACUCCGCGCUCGCCCCGCCACAGCGCCGGUCAUGGAGCCCCGGGCCCCGCGCCGCCGCCACACCCACCAGCGCGGUUACCUGCUGACCCGGGACCCGCACCUCAACAAGGACUUGGCUUUUUCUCUGAGAGAGAGACAACAGCUGAACAUUCAUGGAUUGUUGCCGCCUUGCUUCGUCAGUCAGGAGAUCCAGAUCCUUAGAGUAAUUAAGAAUUUUGAGCGUCUGAACUCUGACUUCGACAGGCAUCUUCUGUUGAUGGAUCUGCAAGAUAGAAAUGAGAAGCUGUUUUAUGGUGUGCUGAUGUCUGAUAUUGAAAAAUUUAUGCCUAUUGUUUAUACUCCCACUGUGGGUCUUGCAUGCCAGCAAUACAGCUUGGCAUUUCGGAAGCCAAGAGGACUCUUUAUUAGUAUCCACGACAAAGGGCAUAUUGCUUCAGUUCUUAAUGCGUGGCCAGAAGAUGUUGUCAAGGCUAUUGUGGUAACUGACGGAGAGCGUAUCCUCGGCUUGGGAGACCUGGGUUGUAAUGGGAUGGGCAUCCCUGUGGGCAAACUGGCCCUGUACACAGCAUGUGGAGGGGUGAACCCACAGCACUGUCUGCCUGUCACUUUGGACGUGGGAACAGAAAAUGAGGAGUUACUUAAAGAUCCACUGUACAUUGGCCUGCGGCAGAGGAGAGUCAGAGGUUCUGAAUAUGACAAGUUUUUGGAUGAAUUCAUGGAGGCAGUUUCUUCCAAAUAUGGCAUGAAUUGCCUUAUUCAGUUUGAAGAUUUUGCCAAUCUGAAUGCAUUUCGUCUCCUGAACAAGUAUCGAAACAAGUAUUGCACAUUUAACGAUGAUAUUCAAGGAACGGCAUCUGUCGCAGUUGCGGGUCUCCUUGCAGCUCUGCGAAUAACGAAGAACAAGCUCUCUGAUCAGAAGGUGCUGUUCCAGGGAGCUGGAGAGGCUGCCUUGGGGAUUGCUCACCUGAUCGUUAUGGCCAUGGAGAAGGAAGGUCUAUCAAAAGAGAAGGCUAUAGAAAAAAUAUGGUUGGUUGACUCAAAAGGACUAAUAGUUAAGAAACGUGCUUUUCUCACGGAAGAGAAAGAGUUGUUUGCCCAUGAACAUGAAGAAAUGAAGAGCCUAGAAGCCAUUGUUCAAAAGAUAAAGCCAACUGCCCUCAUAGGAGUUGCUGCAGUUGGCGGUGCUUUCACAGAACAAAUUCUCAAGGAUAUGGCUACCUUCAAUGAACGCCCUAUCAUUUUUGCUUUGAGUAAUCCAACCAGCAAAGCAGAGUGUUCUGCAGAGCAGUGCUAUAAAGCGACCCAGGGGCGGGCAAUCUUUGCCAGCGGCAGUCCUUUUGAUCCAGUCACUCUUCCAGAUGGACGGACUCUCUUUCCUGGCCAAGGCAACAAUUCCUAUGUGUUCCCUGGAGUUGCUCUUGGGGUAGUGGCCUGUGGAAUGAGGCACAUCACGGAGAAGGUUUUCCUCACCACGGCCGAGGUCAUAUCUCAGCAAGUGUCAGAUAAACACCUAGAAGAAGGCCGGCUCUAUCCCCCUCUCAGUACCAUUCGGGAUGUUUCAUUGAAAAUUGCAGUAAAGAUUGUGACAGAUGCAUACAGAGAAAAGAUGGCCAGUGCUUAUCCUGAACCCCAAAACAAAGAAGAAUUUGUCUGCUCUCAGAUGUACAGCACUAACUAUGACCAGAUCCUACCUGAUUGUUAUUUAUGGCCUGAAGAAUUCCAGAAAAUACAGACCAAAGUCAAUCAGUAACACAACAGCUAGAAUUUCUAACUUUAUUAAUAAGAUCUUGAAGUUUUCAUAAUUUUUAAGGGUUGAAUCUUUUAUGAUGAUUCAUAGUGUGCUUAGAAUAAGGUGAUUUUAGUUUAAUAAUCAAACUUGUGGGAAUCUAUUAAUACAAAGUAGGAUAAGCUUCACACUGGACAGUUUUGUUUCACUUACUCUGGUUACUUGUGUGUUCUCUUUGAAUUAUUCUCUUUACAAAUUCUGUUAAAAUUCUGUUUGAAUUGGACCUGCUGCUGGGAAACUCAUCACUGAUAUGUAGGAAGCUAAUGGAAGACCCAAACUAGUAAUAAAUUAUAUAGCUUAACUUGAUUAUAGUAAAUGCCUACAUUUCUUUCUUGACCGCUUUAUUAAAACUCUCUUAAAAAGUAAAGAGAAAGACAAACUUAGCAUAACUGAACUUUUACUGAACAGAAACACUACUUCUUUGCCUAGAGAAAAAUCUCAGGACUAUUAUUCCAGGUCUCUGUUAGCUUUGUUUUUUGUUUGUUUGUUUGUUUUUCUUUUUUUGUGUGUGUGUGCGUGUGUGUGUGUGUGUGUGUGUGUGUGUGUGUGUGUGCAGCUGAACUCUUAACACCUCUAAGGAAGCUCACUACUGUUUACAGACCUUAUGCAGCCUUAGAUUAUAAUAGUAUUUUGUCAUUGCUACAUCCCAUAGAGUAAAGCUCUCAUUGCCUUGGUUUUGAAUCCCAACCCCUCCUGAAAAGCUUCUUUCCUCAUCUCUGACCAAACGCCUUCCCCAGCUCCUGGCUCUGCUAAGAACCUGGGAUGUUUCUAUUAGUCUGGCCAGGGAGAAAAGCUGCAAGAAGAGUCCCGGAGAAGGGGCUCCCUGAGGACCCUACCUCCACGAGAAGGUGUCAGAAGGAAGACCAUGGUGUCCAGACAAGCUGGGGUCCGUGGGGGUCACCUGCCCUAAUGUAAUUGUCCCUGUAGUUAGCUCAGGGACUGAGAGCUCACAGCGUGAGUAACCACAUCUCUGACUCCUACCCAUUCCAUCAGACAAUAAAACAUGUUGAUUACCAAAACCAUUCUAUGAGAAGAAAUAUCACUUUCCCAGGUUGUAUUAAUUAACUAGACAAGUUGAUGAUGGAAUGAAUACAAAUAACCUCAACUUCCUAAGCUCAGGUUCAAGAACAUUCUGUAUAUCUGGAGACAUUCUGAUUCUAAAGUAAUGCUUUAAAACGUACUGUAUUUGUGAUGGGCGACUCUAUAAAGUGACCUCCCUGAAGGUGACUAUCACAGAUUCUUUCAAGUGUGCAUUAAAAGAGGACUGACUUUCUAAUGGCAACUUCUGGUUAAAGGCUUCCUCAGUUAUUUGGGAAAGAUUCAGAAUUUCUGUCAAUUCUUGUUUGUUUCAGUGCUGUCAAAUAGUUAUAACUGAAUGUAUUUACCUAUGCAAAAGAUUUAUUAAAGCAUAGAGAACAUGAA